AUGUCAGGUCUUCACGAGGUCCAAACAGGCUCCGGCAAACUGGCCAACAAGGUGGCCAUCGUCACAGGUGCCGCCUCAGGCUUCGGCCUCGCAUGUGUCCGAAAAUUUAUCGACGAAGGCGCCAAAGUCGUCGCCGCGGACAUGAAUGAAGCAGGUCUGCAAAAAGCCUACGCUAGUGCCGCCGACAGCCACGUUGCAGCUCUCACCGUCAAUGUCACGUCGUCCAGUGAUUGGAGCAAAAUGGUUGAUCUUGCCGUAUCGAAAUUCGGUGGGCUGGACAUCGUGGUCAACAACGCCGGCACAUCCUACAAGAAUAAACCUACUCUGGAAGUUACGGAGGCAGAGUACGACAAGGUCAUGGCCGUGAACGUCAAGAGCAUCUUUUUGAGCAUACCAGCUACGGUCCCUGCCUUGAAGAGCAGGGGAGGUGGCUGUAUCAUCAACAUUGCCAGUAUAGGGGCCAUGAGACCCAGGCCGGGGUUGGUCUGGUAUAAUGCGAGCAAGGGUGCCGUUGCGAAUGCCACAAAGGGUCUCGCCGCCGAAUUCGGCAAAGACCAAAUCCGCGUGAACGCCCUUUGCCCCUUACUCUCCGGCACGGGCCUCUUCGAAUCCUUUGUGGGAGUCCCAUACAAUGAGGAAAACAUGAAGAAGUUCUUGUUCAAUGUCCCGCUAGGGAGACUGACGGAUCCCUCCGACGUGGCCAAUGUGGCGGCUUUUCUGGCGAGCGACGAGGGCAAGUUUAUCACGGGCGUGAAUUUGGAGGUUGAUGGCGGCAGAGCCGUUGGUUCGUAG
Molecule: messenger RNA, 792 nt
Organism: Cladophialophora psammophila CBS 110553
Lineage: Eukaryota; Fungi; Ascomycota; Eurotiomycetes; Chaetothyriales; Herpotrichiellaceae
Exons: 3
Coding region: 1-792 (263 amino acids)
Source: RefSeq, a predicted model, not a curated record